Molecule: messenger RNA, 1122 nt
Organism: Papaver somniferum (opium poppy)
Lineage: Eukaryota; Viridiplantae; Streptophyta; Magnoliopsida; Ranunculales; Papaveraceae
Product: protein COBRA-like
Exons: 4
Coding region: 36-1103 (355 amino acids)
Biological process (GO): plant-type cell wall cellulose biosynthetic process; cellulose microfibril organization
Cellular component (GO): plasma membrane
Source: RefSeq, a predicted model, not a curated record
CUCCUGUUCUCCAUUGAGUGGUGAUCUCUCAUCAAAUGGGUUUUUCUUGUGUUUUUAGAUACAUUUUCUUAUAUUCUUCCCUACUCUUUCACCUCCACGUUUACAAAGCUGAUGGGUAUGAUCAAUUGGAUCCACAUGGAAUGAUAGACAUCAAAUGGGAUAUCCUAACUUGGGAAGACGAUACAUACAAUGCACAAAUCUCCAUACUUAAUAAGCAAGCAUUUCGGCACAUUGAAAAACCUGGGUGGCGAUUAAGUUGGACAUGGCAAAAUAAGGAAGUAAUACGGAGUAUGUCAGGAGCAGAAGCAACAGAACAAGGUGAUUGUACAAGAAUUGAAGGAAGUAUACCUCCACACAGUUGUGAGCAGCAACCAGUGAUUAUCGAUUUAUUACCAGGAGCACCUUAUAAUAUGCAAACAAGUAAUUGUUGUAAAGGGGGUGUAUUAACAACAGAAAUCCAAGAUCCUUCGAAACAUGUAGCAUUUUUUCGUAUGUCUGUUGGAAAGGCACUGUUUAUGGAGAUUAUUAAUGGCACUGCAAAACCCAGUGUUAAUCAAACUGCGCCAGCAACACCAGCUGCACCACCACCUGGUGAUGGUGAUCAAGGGAAGCAGCGUGAUACGGGUAAAGAUAAGAGGCAGUCUCCGGCUAAAGUUGCAAGUCAUGACAAGAAUCACAAGAAGAAGCAUCAUUUUAAUGUUAAAGGAGUAGACUGCGAGAAGAAAGAAAAGGAGAUGAAGAACAAGUUUCAUGAUAGUCAUAAGAAGAGAGUUUUAAUAGGUAGUGACGCUGUUGGUGACGAUGCAGGUGAUGGUCAUAGGAAUACUACAGUCAAAAUCCGAGACCCAGUAGAUAUGAUUAUACCUCAGAAUUUCAGUAUUGGCAUUCCUGGUUAUGCUUGUGGACCCCCAAAGAUGGUUGCACUAACUAAAUUUCUUGUGGAUAACGGUCGUCGUAAAACACAAGCUCUCUAUACAUGGAAAUUGACGUGUACCUACUCACAAGUGCAGGCAUCACAAACCCCUACAUGCUGUGUUUCAAUGUCUUCAUUCUACAACAGAAACAAUCGUUCAAUGCCCUACAUGCAGUUGUGCUUGUCGUAGAGAUCCAACUAAACACUGC